Molecule: messenger RNA, 2050 nt
Organism: Zea mays
Lineage: Eukaryota; Viridiplantae; Streptophyta; Magnoliopsida; Poales; Poaceae
Product: Plant UBX domain-containing protein 8
Exons: 10
Coding region: 147-1808 (553 amino acids)
Molecular function (GO): ubiquitin binding
Source: RefSeq, marked validated
CUCAAAGACUUCAGCCAACAGGUCACCGCUUCAGAGAUCGGAAUCAGAACACCUGCCGCUCUUCAGUUUGUUGACGCAACUCCUCUCCUAUCUUCUAUCUCCCUCGCUCCCUCCUCGGCGUCGCGUUGGCACCGAGCCCUCCCGCCAUGGCAAGGCCGCUGCAGGAAGCGAUCGAUACCUUCAUCAGCAUCACGGGGGCGGACGAGGCCGUCGCCGUACGCAAGCUCGAGGAACAUGGUGGUGACCUUAAUCGAGCAAUAAAUUCGCAUUUCAAUGAUGGAGACAGCAUAUUGAAUGGGAUCAGUCAAAACACCAUGCCCACUAGUCAUGAUGAUAUGAUGGACCUGGAUGGACCCCUUGAUAAUACAUUUCAAAGAUCUUUGUUCCCAGAGAAUUUUCGUGACCCUUUUGCUCUAAUGGAUCCAAAUUUUCAGCACCAAUUUUUUGACAGGGUUGGCUCCACUGAUGGUGUCACUCGUGGACCGCUAGUUUCACACCCUAGAGAGGUGAGGGAGAUUCCUAUAGAAGUUAAGGAUAGUGAUCCUCAAACAAGUCCAUCUGGCCAGGCCCCUGUUAUUGAGGAUGUUACUGGACAUGAGUCUUCAAAUGGCCUUGAAGUUCAUGAAACUAUCAUAAUUGAUGAUGAGGACAGCGGAUUGUUAUCUGCGCCAUCUGCUCCACAUGCUAGUGUUCCUAGCAAUACAUCUUCUGAGCCCACUGCUCCUCCACUGGUUCAUGUUAAUGACUAUGAUGAUGACAUAGAAGAGGAAAUGAUUAGGGCAGCAAUUGAAGCUUCAAAGAAGGAUUCUGAAGGACUGGCAAAUAUAGCAGAGCAAGGAGACCAGCAUCAAGAGGGAGUGAAUUUGGGGGAACAUUCUUCUGAUAAAGCAGUCAUGAGAACCACAGAUGGAAUAGUUGAGAGGCAAGUACUAGCUUCAGGAAAGGCUGGAACAUCUAGGCAACCAAUAGAUGAAGAGAGCUUCCAAGAGGAGACUGAAGAUGUAGAAGAACAACCGCUAGUUAGACGUCGUUCUCGGCGUGCCCCCUCUGAGAACACCGAGCUAGCACAAAUGCCGCACCCAGGAGCUAGCCCUGUUCUGAACAAUCACCAGUCUAGUGGAGGUGAUUUCCCAUCUGAGUGGGGUGGCAUUUCUUCUGAGGAACAUGAUGAAGCUGUUAUGCUUGAGGCUGCAAUGUUCGGCGGAGUUUUUGGAAGACCAAUGCAUCCUUUCUCCAUGCCUUCUCACAGAAGCUCUACUUAUUAUCCCCAAAUAACUCAUUCUUCAUCACCAGCAUUAGCUGAACAGCGGUUAUUAAGAGAGCAGCAGGACGAUGAGUACCUUGCGUCACUACAAGCUGAUCAAGAAAAAGAGUUGAAGGCCUUACAGGAUGCUGAGCUCCAUCGCCUAGAAGAAACAACUACAAGAGAAGUUGCUCUUAAGAAACAGAAGCAAGAGCAGGAGGAAAGGCGUAAAAAGCAACUUGAGGAAGAGGAGCUAGAGUCCAGUCUCGCUUCCAAGCAAGCAUCAUUACCAUCAGAACCGCCUCCAGACGCAGAGGGUGCCGUGACAGUUGUAGUCCGCAUGCCUGAUGGCAGUCGACAGGGGCGUUGCUUUCUCAAAACUGAUAAACUUAAGUUCCUAUUUGAUUUCUUAGACAUUGGGAGGAUUUGCAAGCCAGGGACCUACAGAUUGGUGAGGACAUACCCGAGGCGCACGUUUACGAGCAGUGAGGGGGACGUAUCGUUCAGUGAUCUUGGCUUAACAAGCAAGCAGGAAGCCCUAUUUCUAGAACAGAUCACAGAGUAGAGGAUAAGUGUUUAGGCAGCAUGGUUAUAGACACCACAGCUGGAGCCGGAGAAUUUUUUUUACAUUUUAUACUUGCAGCUUUUGCUAGUAAAAACUCGGUCUGUGAAAAUGGUUGGGUUGGUCGAAGAAAGGCGUCACGUUACCUAUACAAUGUGGACAGCUACGCAUGGCCGUUCAUUCGCACGAGUCUCAGAGUGGCUCUGUACAUACUGUCGGUUCUGUGAAUCAAAGCAAUGUUGCGU